AUGGCUUCCAAGUUCCUUGGCCUUUUGGCAGCCUUGCCAAUCUGCAUCAAUGCAGCACCCAACCUUCUUCCUCGUCAAGAUUCUGGCAACACUGCGACUGUUGACCUGUCAGUAGGAGCUCGCCGUGGUGCACCUCAGAAUCUCGCUUCGGGUGUUCUCUAUGGUAUUCCCGACGACCCAACACAGAUCCCUGAUCACUUCUACAGUGAUAUGGGCUUCAACUAUGCCCGUAUCGGUGGCGCUCAGUUAGAGCAAGGUGGUUGGAUUGAAGGCAUUGAUGCCUAUUAUGCACGCUUCAACAACACCAGAGACAACUACUUCCAGGCUCGCAAAUUUGGUGCCAAGGUUAUUGUUCUUCCUCACGACAUUUGGGGAACUGAUCAUGCGAAUGACUCGACUGUAUGGCCAGGUGAUAAUGGCGACUGGACCAACUAUGAUCAGUAUCUUGAUCAACUGCUUGGCGACCUCAAGGCCAAUGAUAUGCUCGACGGCCUGGUCUACGACACGUGGAAUGAGCCCGAUGGCGGUUUCUUCUGGAAACGUUCACAGGCACAGUACUUGGAUCUAUGGUCCCGUACCUAUCAACGCAUCAGACAAGACACCGAUCUAGCAGAGGUCUUGAUCAGCGGCCCCUCUUACGCAGGCACACCCAACACCGGCAACGACUGGUGGACCAACUGGGCAGCCCGCAUCGUAGCCGACAACACCAUCCCCGACCAAUACACCUGGCACGACGAACCCGGCGACGUGGCCGUAGACAUGCCCCAAUGGCAAUCCAUCCGAUCGCAAUACUCGCUCCCGGACAAAGAAAUCAACAUCAACGAAUACGCCACUUUCGACCAGCAAAUCUCUGCCGGAGCGGCGUGGUGGAUUUCUCGCCUCGAACGCUACAAUCUCAGAGGAUUGAGAGGAAACUGGCUUUCCGGGUGGCAACUCCGUGACUUUCUUGCUAGUCUGUUGACAAAGACCGAUACCAAUGAUUACACCGGUACUGGAUAUGCCGGCAAUGGCGAGUUCAACGUCUACAAGUACUACCACAACAACAUGACUGGCGAGAGAGCAACCACAACAGGAGCUGGCGAUGGCGUAAUGGAUGUCUAUGCCACCGUGGACUCGGACAAGGCUCGUGUGCUCACCGGUGUCCUCAACAAACAGGGUACUUGGUUCAUCACCCUCAACAACCUCUCUGCACUCGGCUUGAGCGCUUCUGGCGUCUUGAACAUACAGACUUGGGGCUUUGAUGAUGCGGGACACUUUGGUGCUGUGGCUGGUCCUUCGGACCGUGGUGUGUAUGGUCACCAGUAUGACGGCGAUACGGUCACUUUUCCUGUAUAUCAAACUUCUCAGGAUGAAAAAACUGCUUGGGGUUUCGAGUUUGCCGUUGGUGGCUAG
Molecule: messenger RNA, 1392 nt
Organism: Aureobasidium uvarum
Lineage: Eukaryota; Fungi; Ascomycota; Dothideomycetes; Dothideales; Saccotheciaceae
Source: the annotation of a GenBank genome assembly